UUUUGCCUGAAUCUGGCUGGUGGUUUGGGUUUUUCUGGGCUGAAUCUUGGUGUUUUGGAGGUUUUUAUGGACACAGGAUGCCCAGUGAGUUCUAGAGAUGGACUUGGGCAGGAGGAACCCCCAAGCCAACACGCUCAGCCCUUGUUUUCCCCCCAUCAGGAUUUGUCCUUCCCAAAGCUUGGGCGGAUGGAGGAGGAGGCUGCGAGGAAGAGGAAGAUGCCUUGGGCCCCCCAGGCAGGCCCCGAGCUGAGGACGGAGAGCCCGGAGGACAAAUCCCCCCGUGAGACCCUGGUGGGAGAGGCCGUUUUGAAGGGCUCCACGGCACAGGAAGGCAGCGGGGAGGAAAAGGGCCAGAGAUCCCCCCGCAGGAGGGGCUCCAAAGCCAUCCCAGGGUGCUGUGAGGAGGAAAGAGCCAGCCUGUGCCGGGAAGGCGGCCGGAGCUUGAGCCAGAGCUCUGAGCUGGUGUUCCCUGAGCAGCCUCCCAGCAAUGAGAAGCCCUUCAGGUGCUUGGAAUGUGGGAAGAGCUUCAGGCAGAGCUCCCACCUCCUCACCCACCAGCACAUCCACACUGGGGAACGGCCCUACAUAUGUGGGGAAUGUGGGAAGAGCUUCAACUGCAGCUCCAGUCUCCACAAACACCAGCGUUUCCACACUGGGGAACGGCCCUACACAUGUCAGGAGUGUGGGAAGAGCUUUAGGCAGAGCUCCGACCUCCUCAAGCACCAGCACAUCCACACUGGGGAACGGCCCUACACGUGUGGGGAAUGUGGGAAGAGCUUCAGGCAGAGCUCCACCCUCCGCACCCACCAGCGCAUCCACACUGGGGAACGACCCUACAAGUGCUUGGAAUGUGGGAAGAGGUUUCACACCAGCUCAGAUCUCCUAAGGCACCAGCGGACGCACACGGAUGAGAGGCCCUUCCGCUGCACUGACUGUGGGAAGGGCUUCAAGCAGAACUCCCACCUCAUUGCCCACCGGCGCAUCCACACCGGCGAGAGGCCCUACAAGUGUGGGGAGUGUGGGAAGAGCUUCACUCAGAGCUCUAAUGUGACCCAACACCAAUGGACCCACCAGUAA
Molecule: messenger RNA, 1077 nt
Organism: Pseudopipra pipra
Lineage: Eukaryota; Metazoa; Chordata; Aves; Passeriformes; Pipridae
Product: zinc finger protein 239-like
Exons: 2
Coding region: 67-1077 (336 amino acids)
Biological process (GO): regulation of transcription by RNA polymerase II
Cellular component (GO): nucleus
Molecular function (GO): DNA-binding transcription factor activity, RNA polymerase II-specific; RNA polymerase II cis-regulatory region sequence-specific DNA binding
Source: RefSeq, a predicted model, not a curated record